CCCACUCGGCUUCGGUUGGCUUCUCUUGCUCGGGUGUUUCCGCUGUCGGUGGCAGCACUUCGGCUUCACUCGGCACUUUCCGCCGCGGCUGGCUGUCGCCUUCGGCCCCGCGCGCGCCGGCAGGCUGCUCAGCCCUGCCCAUGUCGGACGUGCUGGCUGCCGCCGCCGGCUACCGCUUCGAGCCCCUGGCUGCUGGGGCGCCGGAUGGAUCCGCUUCGCAGGGCCUCUCAGAAAAUGAAGACUUAGCCCAAAAGACAGAGCCUGCAGAUCAGCUGAUUGAUUCUUUGGAGUCCAGUACUUUGCAGAGCAGGUCACAGGCUGGGUUGCCUGUGAAUGCGGGCACGACAGAGGAUUCCAAGGAAGGAGCUGGCACUUUGGAGGACAGGGAAGUGUCUGAACUGAAAGAGAAGCUGCCUGAUGAAAUCCAGUCCCUCAAAAAGGAAGCUGUUGUUCGAAUGACCAACUACCAUGUACCUCAAGGAGCAGGAGAUAUAGUCAUGAUUCAGUCAGAUCACACUGGUGCUGUGGAUAUCCUUUCAGCUGAGCUGGAGACUGCAGGUCUCCUUGGUGAACAGAGGAAAGCUCAGCCUCCCCCUCUGGCUCCACCCACCAUGUGGACCACUGAGAAGACGAAGGAAUUCAAAGCCAAGGUGGGAAGGGAGAAGAAUGGCCGGAUGGUGGUGAAGCGAGGCGAGGUGGUGACAGUCCGUGUGCCAACCCAUCCUCAUGGGAAAUGCAUUUGCUGGGAGUUUGCUACAGAUGACUACGACAUUGGUUUUGGAGUCUACUUUGACUGGACCACAGUUACUAGCACUGCCAUUACUGUUCAGGUCAGCGAAUCCAGUGAUGAGGAGGAUGAAGAGGAGGAGGAGGAAAACGAAGGACUCGCCCCUGUUGGUGAUGUGGAAAGAGGCUCCAAAAGCUAUCUGCGGAACCGCUACGGAGAGAUCAUGCCAGUAUAUCGGAGGAACAGCCAUCGGGAGGUGCAGGCAGGCAGCCACGAGUACCCAGGCGAGGGCAUCUACCUGCUGAAAUUUGACAACUCAUACUCUCUCCUCCGCAAUAAGACUCUGUUCUUUCAUGUCUAUUACACUAGCUGAACUAAAGGGAAGGGCAGGGACGGCAGGCAGGUAAUGGUGAAUGUAGCAGGCUGCCACCCAACCCUGGUACUGCCUCAUGGGCACUGCUGUGUGACGGAACCAAGGCACAGUUCUGCCGGCUCUUCUUCGGACACUAACUGGUUUCUCCCCACACCCUCCUUCCCUUCUGUCCCAGUGGUGAAAGGUAGCUGUGUGUGCCUGGUUGUCCACAGGCAGCUGCUCUUUCUGUAAAACUUUGGGAGAUCUGCUCUGUGCAGGCAUUGGGCUGGGCCUUCAUGUCACAGCUGGUAAAUGCCCAGAGGCCAAGUUCAGGUGGUCAUGGUUUUGAUCUGUUGCACUGGUACAAAACGAAGUGAAAAUAUUUUUGAUCCAUUACUAUUUUGUGACUAACUUUUCCAACUUUCCUGCUGUAUCUGCAUCACUAGAGGGUGGCUGUCAGUUGCAGUGAGCCAAAAGCACAGCUGGCUUGUCACCUAGCCACCUAGAUGUCAUCACCUACCACCACUACGGUCACCAGCACCUAGUGCUUCCUCCACUCGUGCGGGUGGGGGCGCAGCUGGCUAGCGGAAGCCCCUGCUGCAGUGGCUUGGCCAUGCUACAACAGGCAGCCCCGGACAGCAGUCACAGCACGUGUUCAAACAGGGAUGGGAGAGAGGGUGCACUCCUACAAGUCCAUAAGAAGGUUUCCCUACAGAUUAAGAAUUGGAUGUUACACCUGUUGAUAGCAGCGGUAUGCGGAUGAUUAAAACUUCAGUGACCGCCAAAAGUUUUUCUGUAAUCCAGAUGCGAAGGAGAAGAAAUUACUGCUGUGCUGGGUAAAUAUGAGAAGGUUGGAGUGCAGCCAAAAAAUAGGGAGUAUUUCACAGUAGCAGCAUGUUGGUUCACUGGCAUUGCUGCCAGCUGGAUAAUACUGUACGUAGCAAGGAAAAAAGGCUCCCCAGAGAAUUGUAGCUUGUCUGCUGCUAUUGCUGUUGCAAAGGUAUUGUUAAAGAAUAAUAUCUCUGCUCAGAAACUUGAAAGAUAUGGGAUUUAAACAAUCCUUUCUGUGUACCAGAAUCAGCAAGGCCAUUGCUAACCCUGAUUAUGUGGUAAAGGGUGGAGUUCCUUGGCAUGUUUUUGUGGCUAGUGGUGGCACUGGUGAUCACCUUCUGCUCAAAUACUGGCAGAGUUGAACAAGGAUUAAGUUAAUCCUUCAGAGAUGAAUUUUAAAUCAUGUUUAUCUGUAACUUGUUUAUUUUAAUACUUUUAAAUUGAAAUCAUUCUCUUUUCUAAGAAUACUGCUAUAUUUACAUCUUUUGAUACCUCUGCAGAGAUAC
Neopsephotus bourkii (Bourke's parrot) is the source of this 2416-nucleotide messenger RNA. RefSeq names its product transmembrane p24 trafficking protein family member 8 (gene TMED8). NCBI's taxonomy places the organism in Eukaryota, Metazoa, Chordata, Aves, Psittaciformes, Psittacidae. The record is from RefSeq and is a predicted model, not a curated record. The transcript is spliced from 6 exons. Bases 141 to 1100 code for a protein of 319 amino acids.